This is a messenger RNA of Lycium barbarum (goji berry), 1281 nucleotides long. Its product is annotated as deacetoxyvindoline 4-hydroxylase-like. The transcript has 3 exons. Lineage: Eukaryota; Viridiplantae; Streptophyta; Magnoliopsida; Solanales; Solanaceae. The coding region runs from base 83 to 1189 and encodes 368 amino acids. The record is from RefSeq and is a predicted model, not a curated record.
CAUAACAUAUUGAGCACUUGUUGACUUUAACUAACAUAUUAUUUGCUCAAGAAACUUAUCCUUCUUGAAAUUAAGAACAAAUAUGUCAAGCACUGAAGAGUCUCAAGCUGAAUUAGCAAUGGAUUAUGAUCGAUCCAACGAGAUAAAGGCUUUUGAUGAUACAAAAUCCGGUGUUAAGGGACUAGUUGAUGCUGGGAUAGUGAACAUACCAAGAAUUUUCAUUAGGCCACCUAAUGAGCUUGUUGAAGAGUUGACUCAGGGUAAGUCAACUCUACAUUGUCCAAUCAUUGAUCUCAGUGGCAUAGAAGUUCAGGAUCAUCGUAAUAAGGUUGUCGAUGAAAUAAAGGAAGCAUCGGAGAAGUGGGGAUUUUUCCAACUGAUAAAUCAUGGGGUUCCUCCAAGUGUUUUGGAAGGAAUGAUCGAUGUUAUUCGUAAAUUUCAUGAACAAGAUGUUGAACUAAAGAAAGAGUACUAUUCGCGUGAUAGAACAACGAGAAGAGUUAGAUAUGAGAGCAACUUCGAUCUUUAUCAAUCAAAAACUGCAAACUGGAGGGAUACACUGAACAUUUCUAUGCUAGUUUCUGGUCAUAUUGAACCUGAAGAAAUACCAGCAGUUUGUAGGAAUGCAUCCAUUGAGUAUAUAAAUCAUGUCACUAAGCUAGGAGAAACUAUAUUCAGCAUACUAUCAGAAGCGCUCGGGCUAAAACCAGAUCAAUUGAAAGAGAUGGAAUGCGCCAAAGGAAAAUCAGUAGUAUGCCAUUAUUAUCCAGCAUGCCCACAGCCAGAGCUAACUCUUGGUGCCGCGAACCAUACAGAUCCUUCUUUCCUUACCAUUCUUCUUCAAGAUCAAAUUGGUGGCCUUCAAGUCCUGCACAAUAACCAAUGGAUAGAUGUUGAACCAAUAACACAAGGCUUGGUUGUAAAUAUUGGCGAGACACUUCAGAUCCUAUCAAAUCACAAGUUUGUGAGUGCUAAUCAUAGAGUUUUAGCAAACCAAGUAGGACCAAGAAUGUCAGUGGCAUGCUUCUUCAUUGGUGCUUUUGCACCUCCAAAGAUCUAUGGUCCAAUCAAGGAGCUCAUAUCAGAACAAAAUCCCCUUGUAUAUAAAGAAUUUACUGUAAGUGAUUACAUCGCUAAGUUUACGUCCAGGCCACUUGGUAAGUCUGCCCUUGACCUUUUCAGACUGUGAAGAGAGACCAAGAGCUAUGUUACCAAGAAGCAACGAACAUCAUUAAUACAGUCCUUCAGAAAACCUAUAAUUUUAUUUUACAUUAAAGUUUA